This is a messenger RNA of Balearica regulorum gibbericeps (East African grey crowned-crane), 3748 nucleotides long. Lineage: Eukaryota; Metazoa; Chordata; Aves; Gruiformes; Gruidae. The record is from RefSeq and is a predicted model, not a curated record.
GAUGCUGCCAGAGAUCAGAGCAAGGCUAAGAAAGAGGAGCCCGAGGAGGAGGCUGACAUGAAAGCGGUUGCCACCUCGCUGGAUGGCAGGUUCCUAAAGUUUGAUAUUGAACUCGGGAGGGGAUCCUUCAAAACGGUCUAUAAGGGUCUGGACACGGAGACGUGGGUGGAAGUUGCGUGGUGUGAACUUCAGGACAGAAAACUCACUAAAGUAGAGAGGCAGAGAUUUAAAGAGGAAGCAGAAAUGUUGAAAGGUCUACAGCAUCCAAACAUUGUGAGAUUUUACGACUUCUGGGAAUCCUGUGUAAAAGGCAAAAGAUGCAUCGUGCUGGUUACUGAAUUGAUGACCUCUGGAACGCUGAAGACGUAUCUGAAGAGAUUUAAAGUGAUGAAACCAAAAGUCCUGCGUAGUUGGUGCCGGCAAAUCCUGAAGGGUCUUCUUUUCUUGCACACAAGAACUCCGCCAAUAAUUCACAGAGACUUGAAAUGUGACAAUAUUUUUAUUACUGGACCAACUGGAUCUGUGAAAAUAGGAGACUUGGGUCUGGCAACCCUCAAGAGAGCUUCGUUUGCCAAAAGUGUAAUAGGUACACCAGAAUUUAUGGCCCCGGAAAUGUAUGAGGAACACUACGAUGAAUCUGUGGAUGUCUAUGCUUUUGGAAUGUGCAUGUUGGAAAUGGCUACCUCAGAAUACCCUUACUCAGAAUGCCAGAAUGCUGCUCAAAUUUACCGGAAAGUAACCUGUGGUAUAAAGCCAGCAAGCUUUGAGAAAGUUACUGAUCCUGAAAUUAAGGAGAUAAUUGGGGAGUGCAUUUGCAAAAAUAAAGAAGAAAGAUAUGAAAUUAAAGAUUUAUUAAGCCAUGCCUUUUUUGCUGAAGAUACUGGGGUAAGAGUGGAACUUGCAGAAGAAGACCAUGGUAGGAAAUCCUCUAUUGCCUUAAGACUCUGGGUAGAAGAUCCUAAGAAACUGAAAGGAAAACCCAAAGAUAAUGGAGCCAUUGAGUUUACUUUUGAUCUGGAGAAGGAAACUCCUGAUGAUGUUGCACAAGAAAUGAUUGACUCUGGAUUUUUUCAUGAAAAUGAUCUCAAGAUAGUUGCGAAGUCAAUACGUGACAGAGUAGCAUUAAUACUAUGGAGAAGAGAGAGAAUUUGGCCUAGGAUGCAGUCAGAGGAACGGCGGGACUCCGAAUGUCUGGAGAAGUUGAAGACGCCGCAUGCACAGCAGGUCCAGGUCACCUACCUUUCUCACACUGGUCACCAUGUCCUGUCGGAGUCGGAGGAGCCAGAGGCAGACCAGCAUCCCUUUCAGCAAAACCUGCCCACCAGCGUCACGUCUGUUGCGUCUGACAGCACAUUUGACAGUGGCCAGGGGUCCACUGUUUAUUCAGACUCCCAAAGCAGCCAGCAAAGCGUCAUCUACUCGUCUCUGCCAGACCCGGCACCUCCGGCUAUCCAACGGGUGUACAGCCCCCCUCUGAGCGAGAGCCAGGCUGUGCCCCAUAGCCUUCAGCAGCUGGGGCACUACCAGCAGCCCUCCGGACCUGGCCUCCCCGCGGUUCAGGCUGCGCCCGCGGUGGUGUCCCAGCGGCCCCAGCACUACCAGGAGCCAGCGAUGCCGUUCCCCGUCGUCCAGCCCACCACCGUCGCCUCGCUACCGCUGGGGCAGCCGCAGCCGGGGCUGGCUCGGCCACAGCCACCCAUGUCACAGCAAGCUUCUCUGCAGCAGGUGCUUGCCAGCCAGCCGGUCUGCCCGAUCCAGCCCGCGCCCCAUCUCUUGCCCCCGUACCAGCCGCAGAGCUCCCCGGUGGCAGCCAGCAGCACACCGCUGAAACCCCUUCAGAUUUCUACCGUGCCACAGCUUCCCCCGGUGGCCCCUUCCCAGAUUCCUCAGUUUCCUGUCAUUCCUGCAAUUACUCCUCUGGCAGGACUUGACAGCCUUCCUCCAAACCUCUCUGAUAUACCUGCUGCAAACGUGCCCCCCAUACCUGCUCCUUCUCAGUAUUUUGCUCCAGCCGUGAUUUUACCCAGCCUCCCCAUGAACCCCGCUCUGCCUAUGGCACCGAACUCCCCCGCCCUCCCCAUGCAGGCAGUCAACCUUCCUCAUACGACCGUGGCUUCUUUGGUCUUACCCUGCCAAACAAUAGUGCCAAAUAUGUCAGCCGCGACGAUACCGUUGCUUGCUGUGGCUCCGCCGGGAGUGCCGGCGCUGCCACCGCAUCCCGGGGUGCCCCAGCUGCCCCAGCAGCAGAUGUACCAGACCGCCUUCCAGCAGAUCAUUCAGAGCGAAGCGCCCUCUCCCCAUCACGCGCAGAGCACGCCAGCAGUGUCCCAGCCGCAGCAACCGCCACCUCCUCAGGCGCUUCAGCCGAGCGUAAUCCAUCCUUCAGACCAGACUUUGCCUGCGCCCGGGGCUGGUCACCAGCAGAUGACUGGACACAUGCAGUACGCUUUGGAAGCUGGAGCCCAGGUGCCCGUGCUGCCGGUGCAACCUUCGAUAGUCAUGUCACCGCCUUUGCAGUUGCAGCCUGAACUGUUGCCUCCCCGCGUCGCUCCAGAAGGCAUUUCCCAGAUUCAUGGCAGCCUUGCUACGGCGAGUCCGCCUGUCCCCAUAGAUCACUGUCUGCCUCUCCAGCCUUCUGGUCUGCUGCAGCUUCAGCCCGAGCUCCCCCAGCCGCUGGGUCAGCAGCUCCCAGCUCCCUGCUCAGCUCGCCAGGCAGUCGCGGAGACAUCUCAAGAGGAGCAGGCAAUACAGGACAAACUUCAAACUCUGUCUCAGAGCUGUGAAAGCUACAUGAGUCCAGAUGUUGCUUCGGGUAAAGAGAUGAGUGACAGCUUUGAAGGAGCAAUAGGAAGUGGAAAACAAGAAGGAAAGUCUUCAAAGAAACAUAAGAAAUCUACACGCGCUCGUUCGCGCCAGGAGAAGUCCAGCAGACCCAAACUGACCAUAUUAAAUGUUUGUAACACGGGCGAUAAGAUGGUGGAGUGCCAGCUGGAAACACACAAUCACAAAAUGGUGACUUUUAAGUUUGAUUUGGAUGGUGACGCACCAGAGGAAAUCGCUACUUACAUGGUAGAGAAUGAAUUCAUACUGCAGAGUGAAAAAGAGACGUUUAUUGAACAAAUGAAAGAUAUUAUUGAUAAAGCAGAAGAUAUGCUCAGUGAAGAUACAGAAGGAGAGCGAAGUUCUGAUCAGGGAACGAGUCCCCAACAAGAUACCGAUAGACUGGAAAUGAAUGAGGAGAAGCGGCAGUCUCAAAUGAAGACAACCGUGUAUCAACAGAAUGUUUUGCAUACUGGAAAAAGGUGGUUUAUUAUAUGUCCCGUUGUGGAAAACCCUGCUACUGAUGCACCAGAGUUUUCUCCGCCGGUCCCUCAGAGUACACAGCAGGCUGAAGGGCCAGACCUGGAGCAGUCGGAUGAUCAGCAAGUGAGCUCGGCGGUGACGGAUCUGCCCGGUGUAUUACCUGGUCAGCAGCUUCCCCUGCAAGCAGGUGUAUGUGACAGUCCCAUGGGAGCCUCUCCGUCCCUGGCGCAAGUUCCUGCCACAGCAUCGUCUGCCGGCUUGCUGAGCCAGGCAGAGUUCUCAGCUCCGACGCUCCCAGGAUCUGCUCCAAAUAUCCUAGAGCAGGCGGCUGCUAACGGAGGUCAGCUGGAGUAUUCUCCGCUGAAGGCAGCGAUACCCACUCAGCCGGGCACUCCUGCCCCCCGUGCCGCCUUGCUGGAGGAGCCUUCCGAUGCUGUCCUUGCUC